Molecule: messenger RNA, 648 nt
Organism: Lizanozyma spartinae
Lineage: Eukaryota; Fungi; Ascomycota; Pichiomycetes; Serinales; Debaryomycetaceae
Exons: 1
Coding region: 1-648 (215 amino acids)
Cellular component (GO): extracellular exosome; endoplasmic reticulum-Golgi intermediate compartment
Molecular function (GO): calcium ion binding
Source: RefSeq, a predicted model, not a curated record
AUGCUUUUCCCUAUCUUAGCGUUAGCCUCGGCUCUUCUUGUAUCGGCCAAACUACAAGUGAAACCAGAAGGAAUGGAUUUUGCUUCGUGGCACAUGCAGCAAGUACAUCAAACAGAGCAGUACGAUUCUGAUGCCUUCUUCUUAAUCCAUGACUUGACCGGCACCAAGACCUGGAGCAAAGAAGAUAUCUUGAACUUAUACGGAUUAAAAAGGCAAGAUGUGGUGGGAGAUGGUUCCGGUGGAGGAGAACACGAGCAUGAUCACGAGAUCAUCAGUGAACAAGUUAAAGACCAUGUAGCGAAAACAAUUCUCGGGAUGAUUGAUCCUAAUAACGAUGGAAAGGUCACUUUGAAGGAAUGGCAAGCAUUUGUAGCUUCUAAGAAGCAGUUGCCUGAUUUUGGAUAUGGUCCAGGUUACCAUCUAGAUUUUGAAGAGGAAUAUGAAGAGAAACACUGGAACCAAUACCAUCGUGAUGCUGAUCCAGACGUCCACAUCAAACAUAAAGAAGAUAUUGAACACGAAUUACUUCACCACGAGCACGAUAUUGAAUUGACUCAUGAUAAGUCCCCUGAAAUCAGAAAGAUAGCUGAUGAUUUCCUCUCUGAGAUCCGUUUAGCCAAUGUUGCUGCUAAGUAUCUUAUUCAGUAA